Molecule: messenger RNA, 926 nt
Organism: Mangifera indica (mango)
Lineage: Eukaryota; Viridiplantae; Streptophyta; Magnoliopsida; Sapindales; Anacardiaceae
Product: rac-like GTP-binding protein RAC13
Exons: 7
Coding region: 232-822 (196 amino acids)
Biological process (GO): cortical cytoskeleton organization; regulation of actin cytoskeleton organization; regulation of cell shape
Cellular component (GO): cell cortex; nucleus; cell projection
Molecular function (GO): GTP binding; protein kinase binding; GTPase activity
Source: RefSeq, a predicted model, not a curated record
ACUAACACCAGCACCAAACCUACUUUGUUUUCCAUUCUUCCUUGGCCUUGCACCUUAAGAAAAGAAAAGACAUAGCUUAAUCAUUCUAAAUUUGAUAGAUUUGUAGCUCAAGUGGUAGUGGGUGAUACCUAUAACCCUUUUGUUAAAACCUACCUUGUCAUUUCUUUUCUUUGAGGCUCUUCUUCCUUCAUUAUCAUCUUCAUUUGUUGUUGAAGAAGAAGAAAAAUUAACAUGAGUACAGCAAGAUUUAUCAAGUGUGUGACAGUCGGAGAUGGAGCUGUAGGGAAGACAUGUAUGCUUAUUUCCUACACUUGCAACACCUUUCCAACGGAUUAUGUUCCAACUGUGUUUGAUAACUUCAGUGCCAACGUGGUGGUGGAUGGCAGCACAGUAAAUCUCGGCCUCUGGGACACUGCAGGACAAGAAGAUUACAACAGGCUGAGGCCUCUGAGUUAUAGAGGAGCUGAUGUAUUCUUGUUGGCCUUCUCACUUGUCAGCAAGGCCAGUUAUGAAAACAUCCACAAGAAGUGGAUUCCUGAGCUUAGGCAUUACGCUCCCAACGUGCCCAUUGUGCUUGUAGGGACCAAACUAGAUUUACGCGAAGACAAGCAGUACUUGAGAGAUCAUCCUGGAUCAGCGCCAAUAACCACAGCUCAGGGAGAGGAAUUGCAGAAAUUGAUUGGUGCUGCCACCUACAUAGAGUGCAGUUCCAAAACUCAGCAGAAUGUGAAGGCUGUGUUUGAUGCCGCAAUAAAGGUUGCUUUGCGGCCGCCAAAGCCGAAGAAAAAGCCGUCCAAGCAGCAAACUUGUGCUUUCCUUUGAAGGCAUAUAUUAGUUUUAAUUACAAUCGAAUUGUCUUCCUUCAAAUUGUUUUACAAUCGGAUUGUAUAUCACAUUUUUUUUAAUUAAUUUUCUGAUAAACACUA